AUGUCAAGAACUCGUGGCGAACCAUCUCCUGGUCCCAACUUGUCAGCGACGUCUUCGUCAUCACCGACUCCUCCACCCUCAUCAUCUACCCCUUCGACGGCGUCGACCGCCAUUGUGCGGCAGCGCGAUAGCAUUACGAUUGAGACGCUGAGAGACAUGCUGAUCUCACUGAGAGAGCAGACGACUGCGCUUUUGGAGGGCCAGGUGUCAAUAGACCAUAUGCUGGACGAGUUGCGAGAGACACGCUCAGGUCCUCUGGACAUCAAGGAGCUCAAUAACCGGUUUUGGGCCAUUGAGGUCCUUUUGCGUCAACUUAUCGAUAGACAGGUUGAGACUGAACGACCUGUACACAUCCAGCCGCCAUCAGAGUCUGUUUCUGAUGUCGGGACAGUUGUAGACGCAAAGGAUUUUCAGCGCUGGCAGAAUUGGACGCGGCUCCUGAGGGACCGCGUCCCUCCUGCUGCACCCCAGCCACUUCCAGCUCGUGGAAAUCUUGACGAUGAGCUGCUAGCCUUAUUGCAGGCACCCCUGCCCCAAGUGCCUAUAGGCGUCCAGCCGCCUCCGGCAUUGAUCCCCUUCGCUUACCAACCUGCGAUUGCCACAGAGCCAGUGCUGUUCUCGCCCGAGAUUCAACACUCACCUAUCACCCAUCCUACUCCAGGUUGCCGUGGCGGUCGGAGACUGCGCAACCGACCCGUAACUGAGGCCGAGACAGUAUUUUCUGGUGCACUCAGGCCGCCUACUCAGCAACCGGUGCUACCACCCGGAGUUUUUUCUCCACCCCUGCCUAUUAAUAUUCCUCCUGUGCCAAUCAACGUGCAUGGAAGACCUCCAAGCGCACCUCAGCACCUUGGACGCAAUGACGACACUCACGAGCCUCAAACCUGGUACCGUCCCCCAAGAUUACCGGGCUUAGGCAUGCCUCCUCCGCCUGUUAUCCCUGGUCAACAAGGUGGUCGCCAAUACGUGCCAAUGCCUCCGGGACCAACCGUAGUGCAAUCACCACUCUCUGACACAUUGAUGAACAUCCUUCGGGCAAGUUACGCUAUUGAUAUCCUGUCGAGACGCUAA
This is a messenger RNA of Suillus subalutaceus, 1071 nucleotides long. RefSeq lists its product as uncharacterized. Lineage: Eukaryota; Fungi; Basidiomycota; Agaricomycetes; Boletales; Suillaceae. The transcript has 6 exons. Bases 1 to 1071 code for a protein of 356 amino acids. The record is from RefSeq and is a predicted model, not a curated record.